Molecule: messenger RNA, 981 nt
Organism: Rhinocladiella mackenziei CBS 650.93
Lineage: Eukaryota; Fungi; Ascomycota; Eurotiomycetes; Chaetothyriales; Herpotrichiellaceae
Exons: 3
Coding region: 1-981 (326 amino acids)
Molecular function (GO): oxidoreductase activity
Source: RefSeq, a predicted model, not a curated record
AUGCCACAUGCGACUGAGCCGGACUAUCAGUACAUCCAGGUCAAGAAGCUUGCGCCCACAUUCGGUGCAGAAGUGUCUGGCAUUGACUUCAGCAAACCUGUCGAACCAGAAGUGUUCAAGGAAGUCCUUCAUGCAAUUACAGAGUAUGGCGUCUUAGUGUUUCGUAAAGCAGCCCUCGACGACGCGCGGCAUGUCACCUUUUCUGCCUUGUUCGGUGAACUAGACGAUGUGAAGCCCUACCUUACUCUCGGACGAAAGAAUCGAUUCCCUUUCGACGAACUCUUUGACGUCUCGAAUCUUGAAGAUGAUGGAUCGCUCGUGCAGGUCGACAGCAAGAGAGAUCAAGUCUCUAGGGGCAACUCGCUCUUUCACGUCGACUCCGCCUUCAACCCUCGACGCGCAGGAUACUCGCUUCUGCGCGCCCACGAGCUCCCACCCCCCGGUCAUGGAGGCAACACCGACUUUGCCGACACUCGCACUGCCUACGCCGAGCUCCUUCCUGAGUUGAAAGCACAAUUGACAGAACACGACUACGUCGGCGCCAACUCGCUCUGGCACUCGCGCAAAAAGGCCUGUCCACACUCUGAGUUCCUGAAAGGUAUCGACCCUGAAGCGUACCCGUUCGGGCGGCACCGCAUUGCGCAGCUCCACGAGCCCUCAGGCCGCAUGAACUUGUAUAUUGCGAACCACUUGCACCAUCUGGAAUAUGCGGACGGGACACGCGUGCCGGAACCCGAGUCGACUGAGCUCAUUGAGACGCUGCUUAAGCAUGCCACGCAGGAUAAGUAUGUGCUGAGCGUCGAGUGGCGUGAGCCUGGUGAUUUGAUUGCUUGGGAUAAUACAGCAGUGAUGCAUCGGGCAGGAGAGGGCACAUUUAUGGGCAAGUACAAGAGGGACAUGAGAAGGACGACGGUGCAUGAUGGGAGUAGUACGGCUUGGGGGUUGAAUGAGAGGACGACGGCGAGGAUGGGUUUGCCUUGA